Molecule: messenger RNA, 1756 nt
Organism: Poeciliopsis prolifica (blackstripe livebearer)
Lineage: Eukaryota; Metazoa; Chordata; Actinopteri; Cyprinodontiformes; Poeciliidae
Product: phosphoinositide-interacting protein-like
Exons: 2
Coding region: 695-1114 (139 amino acids)
Biological process (GO): positive regulation of cation channel activity; phosphatidylinositol-mediated signaling
Molecular function (GO): phosphatidylinositol bisphosphate binding; transmembrane transporter binding
Source: RefSeq, a predicted model, not a curated record
GUUUCCUCAGACUUUAGUUUCCUCAGGGUUUAGUUUCCUCAGGGUUUAGUUUCCUCAGACUUUAGUUUCCUCAGGGUUUAGUUUCCACAGGGUUUAGUUUCCACAGGGUUUAGUUUCCUCAGACUUUAGUUUCCUCAGGGUUUAGUUUCCUCAGACUUUAGUUUCCUCAGGGUUUAGUUUCCACAGGUUUAGUUUCCACAGGUUUAGUUUCCACAGGUUUAGUUUCCACAGGGUUUAGUUUCCACAGGUUUAGUUUCCACAGGUUUAGUUUCCACAGGUUUAGUUUCCACAGGGUUUAGUUUCCACAGGUUUAGUUUCCACAGGGUUUAGUUUCCACAGGGUUUAGUUUCCACAGGUUUAGUUUCCACAGGUUUAGUUUCCACAGGGUUUAGUUUCCACAGGUCAGGGGUCAGGGUGGAUGGGUUUCCUGUCCACCUGCUGCAGCAUCAGGACGCAGCCAUGCUGAGUGAGGCUGCGGCGGUCGGGUUUCCUCGGAGGAGGUGGAGAAAGCAGAGGAGGUGGGCAGAGGGUUGCUGAGUGGGAAUCUGUGGCGAUGCCUCUUACUGGUUUCUCUGGUCAGGCAGUGGGAGGAAGGUUUUCUCAGCUGAUUUCUUCCUGUUUUUGCAUCUUCAUGUGACUCUGACCUGUAAAAGCAGAAGAUUUGAACCAGAUCUGAACGAAGCCGCUGCAGGUCAUGCCGGGCAGCCCAGAGAACAUCCCGCUGGGGGAGUGCGCCCUGUCCCAGUCCCAGGACGGGCUGACGCCCCCCAGCCAGGCGGCCAGCCGGACGGCCAGCACCGUCUUCUCUCUGUCCCGCAGCGAGUCGCUCUGGACCACGGAGCCGCCGCCCAAGAAAUGCGACGUGUUCUGGUUCCCGAUCCACUUCAUGUCCACCGGCGGCAGCUUCCUGGCCUGCGGCGUCAUCAUCAGCGGCCUGUGCUUCGCCGGGCGGUGCUACAAGGCCACCGCCCUGCUGGGGCCGGCCCUGCUGUCCAUAGGGCUGAUGGUGCUGGUGGUGGGGGUGGUGCUCAUCCCCAUCACCAAGAAGAACCGGAAGCGCUCCCACAUGCGGAGGCCCCUCAGCUACUGCAAGCCUCCGGCCAUCAACGUGUGAUGUCAUCGGGGGUUUCCCAGGAACACUGCGGCGUCUUCAGCCUGGAGACGUUUGGGUCCGCGGACCGGCCGGGGAACAGAACCGGCCGGGGAACAGAACCGGCUAGAGUUACACUGUAAAACAUCAACGGAAAUAUUCAAUAUUCCGUCAUAUAGAAUCCCAAAGUCAAUUAUUUAGUCACUAAAUAUGAACAGACUGGAUCUUUAGUUUCAAACUAAAUGCUUACUUUAAUAGAUACAUUUUUAAUAUUUAUUUUGCAAACUAAACAUUCAGUUACAAACUAAAGUGUUGAGUCUGAGCUAAAUAUUUAGCUUGCAAACUAUUUAUCUAAAUAUUAUGUUGCCAAAAUAAAUCUUUAGUUCCAGACUAAAUAUUGAAUUUGAAAGCUAAACAUGUAGCUUGCAAACUAAAUAUUUAGCUUAUUGAUGAAAUAUUUAGUUUAGUGUAUAAAUGUGUGAAAAAUGAAUAUCCACAAAAUAUUGCUGUUAAUGUUUUACAGUGUAACUUUAUGAGCUCUGCUGAGGCUGUUAUUCACACAUUUACAAGGUCUUAGCACAGAUGAGAGCAAAGAGACACUUUAAAUAUUCAUGCAGAGAGAAGUGAAGUUUCAGCCUCAUGAAUAACUAAAAGAGUUUAUAAUUA